This is a messenger RNA of Hyposmocoma kahamanoa, 1707 nucleotides long. RefSeq names its product V-type proton ATPase subunit E (gene Vha26). The record is from RefSeq and is a predicted model, not a curated record. The coding region runs from base 109 to 789 and encodes 226 amino acids. NCBI's taxonomy places the organism in Eukaryota, Metazoa, Arthropoda, Insecta, Lepidoptera, Cosmopterigidae. Gene Ontology annotation, biological process: proton transmembrane transport. Gene Ontology annotation, cellular component: proton-transporting two-sector ATPase complex, catalytic domain. The transcript is spliced from 5 exons. Gene Ontology annotation, molecular function: proton-transporting ATPase activity, rotational mechanism.
GUGGCUGCACUGAUAGGCGUCGACUUACUUCUUUCAGUCAGUUUCUGAAUUUCUGGCUCAUUGUCGGUUGUUUUACGUGUUAGUGGUGCUAAAUAAUAAUUAUCAGCCAUGGCGCUCAGCGACGCAGAUGUUCAAAAACAGAUCAAGCACAUGAUGGCCUUCAUCGAACAAGAGGCCAAUGAAAAGGCUGAAGAAAUCGAUGCAAAGGCUGAGGAGGAGUUCAACAUCGAGAAGGGCCGUCUGGUGCAACAGCAGCGGCUCAAGAUCAUGGAGUACUAUGAGAAGAAAGAGAAGCAGGUUGAGCUCCAGAAAAAGAUUCAAUCAUCGAACAUGCUGAACCAAGCUCGUCUGAAGGUGCUGAAAGUACGUGAAGACCACGUACGCAAUGUGUUAGACGAAGCCCGCAAGCUCCUGGCUGAAGUGCCCAAAAACAGCAACCUCUACUCCGACCUCCUGGUCACCCUCAUUGUUCAAGCCCUCUUCCAGUUGGUCGAGCCUACAGUAACGCUGCGCGUGCGACAAGCCGACCAGGCCUUGGUCGAGCGUCUCUUGGACCGAGCAGCGUCCGAGUACCAGAACAAAAUCAAGAAGGACGUACAAAUAAAGAUCGAUAACGAGAACUACCUGGCGGCGGACACCUGCGGGGGCGUUGAGCUCAUUGCCGCCAAAGGGCGCAUCAAGAUCUCCAACACCCUGGAGUCACGCCUAGAGCUGAUUGCUCAGCAGCUGCUCCCCGAAAUCCGUACAGCGCUCUUCGGUCGCAACCCUAACCGUAAAUUCACCGACUAAUCGAGCGGCGUUCUGCGCACACGCUUGUUACUACUAACAAUUUACUUAUUUAAAGUUUCAUUAUUUGUAGAACUAAAAUAUUGUAUGUAAGAUGUUUUUUUCUUUGCCUAAUUAAUUAUAUUUACUAUUGUAAUGCGUAUAAUUUUAUCGCUAUAUAUUUUAGAAUAUUUAUUGAUUAACGGUCCCGUUAUUCGCCAGAAAGUAUGUAUCAAACGCGUAAUCAUGUUAGUUGCUGGUUUCUGGGUAUCGUCACUCUAUCUCUAACUGUCUUAGUUUCGCCAGUUGUAUAAGGUCGAUGUUGUACUUUUAAAAAUAAAAUAUUACUACAAUUCAUUCAAGUAGCACAAUUUUCUGUAUAUUUUAGAGAGUAGUUUAUAGGGUUUGAAAACAGUUAAAUUUGUGAAUGUUAUGAAUUACUAAGUAAUCAAAAUAGCCGUUAAUCAUAAUCAAUGCUAUAUAUACUGUUAAAAUUUCGCGUUGCAUUGUACUCACGUUAGAAAACGGGAAUAAACGCGAAAACAACCUGUUCUGGUCACGGGCUGACUGGUGAUGCGGUGUUACGUCUCUAUCUCAGUGGUGGAAUCUUCACCCACCCUUGCUAUGUAGUUUUCAAAAUACUGCCACACAGAACACUAAGUCCCCAUUCUGUACCGCAGCCGUAUUCUGACCGCGGUGUCGAGUGCAACCAGGCCGAAACGUUAGAAUAAUGGGUAGGUAUGAAAAUAUCUAUUGUUUAAAUCGCGUUUAUUUUCGUUCUCAAAUGUUAGUACAGUGCUGUUAGAAGCUCGCUGCUCUAUUUUUAGGCUUCAGUAUUAUACAAGACAGAGUUUCGUGGCACUUUGAACAUGUGUUGGACGAGGAAGUUGUAGUCUGUUGAUGAUUAAUGUUUGAAACUAUGUAGCUGUGCAUGGAUGGGUC